UUGGGACUGGCUGCUGCAGUCUUGUUGUGGUGUUUUUGGCGUUAACAUGUUUUUCGGACGCAAUGUAACAUUCGCUUGGCAAUUGUCUGGGGGAAUUAUUUUUGUUCUCAUCUUCGCAAUUCUAACAGUGGAUGCCCGCCGUGCAGUUCAACCCGUUGAAGAUGUCGAAGAUGUUGUGAAACGUUUGAAUAAUUUAAAUAUUCAUGAUGACGCCAAUAUUGAAAAUCAAGGACCACCAUGUCUGCUGGACGUGCAAAAGGAUUUUCCUCGACCAAAUGAAUUGCAGCCGCUCUACCUUAUGCCAGAUACAAAUCAAUUCUGGUUACCCAACGACCAUGGACAAUUGGAAAUACCACGUGGGGCUGUCAUUGAACUACAUUGUACGAAAUCAUUUGCCAAUUCCACCGAGGCACAGAGGGCGGAACACAAGGAGAAACACCAACACAACAAGAAUCGAACAAGCCCCAGUAACAGCAGCAACCAUAGCAGCACACUCCCACCACACGACAUCAGCAACAUCUUUCGCAUUGCAAAGAACACCCGAACAAUACGGCCACGAUGCCUGCACGACAAGAGCUUCUUGUGGCAGGGAGAAAAAUAUGAAUUUCGGCAAUUCAUCUGUGAGAGAUCCACCAGAUAUCGGGUCGAACAACUGCAUGAAAAAUGUCCAGCCAUGACAGAUGACCGGACAACGGCCACGGCUGAAAUGUACCGUGUUGGCUUCAACGUAAGCAGCAAUCGAUUUGUGGAAACUAUGCGUAUCUGCUAUGAGCCCGCCCAGCUGCGAACAUUGUAUGUCGAACAUGUAUUGUUGCCGGCCAGCAUUCAUUUCCAGAAAUCGGUAAAGCGCUUAAAUUUCAGCAAGGCUGGCUACUUCCAGGGCUUCAACAUGAAUCACCUCUAUUCGCAUUACAAUCAACAACAGCAGGCAGCUGUGGCAUUGCAGGGCCAACAACAUGUUCGGCAUCUCUUCGAUAACAACACCCUGUUUUUGGCCCGAGGCCAUUUGGCGGCCAAGGCGGACUACAUCUAUGCCAGCCAGCAGAGGUCUACCUUUAAUUUCUUUAAUGCCGCUCCACAGUAGCAGGGUUUCAAUGGUGGCCAAUGGGCGGCAUUGGAGGAUGCAGUGCGUAAGUAUGCAGCCAAGUCCGGGCAGAGAAUCCUGUGUUAUACGGGUACCUGGGGUAUUAUGAGGUUGCCGGCUCCACAAUCAGCAACCAACACCACCACCACCGAUACCACCACUAAUGUCAGUGCCUUUCCACCACAGCAACGUGAUUUCUAUUUGGCCAGAGAUGACAACAACAAUGGUCUGUUACCCGUUCCAAUGUUGUAUUAUCGUCUGCUGGUCAAUAGUCAGCGUAACCAGGGCAUCGUCUUGGUCGGUGUAAAUAAUCCCCAUGCCAGUUUAAAUGAAAUCAGCUCGGAGUAUGUAAUCUGUGACGAUAUACAAGAGCAGGUUGCCUGGUUGCGUUGGAUGAACAACAAUAACAACAACAACAAGGACAGGCGGAAUUUGAAAAAGGGAUAUUUGUAUGCCUGUCAUGUUGGAGAUUUUGUCAAAGCUGUUGGCCACUUACCAAGUGAUCUAUUAAAUGUUAGCGAGAUAUUAGCUUAAUUGUAAAUGACAACAAGAAAUGGG
Musca domestica (house fly) is the source of this 1642-nucleotide messenger RNA. RefSeq lists its product as uncharacterized. The record is from RefSeq and is a predicted model, not a curated record. Gene Ontology annotation, biological process: apoptotic DNA fragmentation. Gene Ontology annotation, cellular component: nucleus; mitochondrial inner membrane. Gene Ontology annotation, molecular function: metal ion binding; single-stranded DNA endonuclease activity; RNA endonuclease activity. The transcript is spliced from 2 exons. Lineage: Eukaryota; Metazoa; Arthropoda; Insecta; Diptera; Muscidae.